Messenger RNA from Cherax quadricarinatus, 1615 nucleotides. Lineage: Eukaryota; Metazoa; Arthropoda; Malacostraca; Decapoda; Parastacidae. The record is from RefSeq and is a predicted model, not a curated record.
UAUUAGACGGAGUGUUGGACAGGUAUUAGGCGGACAGUUGGACAGGCAUUUGGCGGACUGUUGGACAGGUGUUAGACGGAGUGUUGGACAGGUAUUAGACGGUGUUGGACAGGUAUUAGAGGGACACUUGAGAGUGACUUGAGGUGGAGAAUUACAUCCUGUACCCAUUGAUUACCAACCACAAGCAACUUGCUGCCCGGUCCCACUGCUGGACCACUGACCACAGGCAACAUCUUGGCCAGUCCUACUGCUGGACCACUGACUACAGGCAACAUCUUAGCCAGUCUUACUGCUGGACCACUGACCACAGGCAACAUCUUGGCCAGUCCUACUGCUGGACCACUGACCACAGGCAACAUCUUGGCCAGUCCUACUGCUGGACCACUGACCACAGGCAACAUCUUGGCCAGUCCUACUGCUGGACCACUGACCACAGGCAACUUCUUGGCCAGUCCCACUGCUGGACCACUGACCACAGGCAACAUCUUGGCCAGUCCCACUGCUGGACCACUGACUACAGGCAACUUCUUGGCCAGUCCCACUGCUGGAUCACUGACCACAGGCAACAUCUUGGCCGGUCCUACUGCUGGACCACUGACUACAGGCAACUUCUUGGCCAGUCCCACUGCUGGACCACUGACCACAGGCAACAUCUUGGCCAGUCCUACUGCUGGACCACUGACCACAUCACACUCAGUUCCACCGACAGCAAAGUUUCACUCACGGACCAUUGAGAAUGGAUAACGACAAACCAGAGGAGUGUAAAGUGUGCUUUAACAAUUAUGAUGAAGAACUUCGACGACCACGCAAUCUGCCAUGUGGUCACACAUUCUGCUCACAGUGUAUUGAAGAUACAAUUAAGAAUGCUCAGCUCACCUGCCCCAGCUGUCUUGCUGAGCACAGUGCCACAGAUGCUACUCAGUUCCCGAUCGUCUAUGCUAUGGAGGCUGUUAUAAAGAAACUCAGAAGUAUCCAGGUUACAUCAGUGGGAACAGUGUCAACAAAAUGUGGUCAAGACCGCACAAGAGGCAUCAGCAAGAAGUUACGGUCUUUGGUACAGGAACACAAGAGCAGUAUCAGUAACCUUAUAAGUGAGUGUGAAGAAGCACUGUCCCAGCUGAGCAAGUACCAGGGACAGGUGAGGGACUGGAAAACCCAGCAUCACCAACUGCAGGACAGACUCUAUGAUCUGCUGGAGGAGAACAAGGCAGCAAUAAAGCUCCUGGAACAGGAGGAUACCAGUGUGCUGACUAUGACAACAGAAGGAGAGGCAGGAAAGAAGCAGCUGCAGACCAUGCUGGAGAACCUCAACACAGUCAACACUGCACAGGAGGUCUUCACAACCAUUGAUGAAGCUGAUCACUACAAUGUGGAGGUUGAAGAUUGGAUCCAGAAGUGUCAGGAACUCUUCCCAGAUGUUAACACUGUCUACACCUCAGUAAAAGUACAGGAGACCAUUAAGAAGGUCCUGGACACCAUCACCACAGAGACAGGUGCCACAGCUGCCCCCGAUCUCCAGGGAGACUCAGCUGCCACCGUCAUGGAGAAAGUCAAGAUAAUUACUGGUGAAAUCCCUCCAGAGACAAUAACUGUAAGUUGAAAGUCUUUGUUUCUU